This is a messenger RNA of Manihot esculenta (cassava), 2621 nucleotides long. Its product is annotated as auxin response factor 10. Gene Ontology annotation, cellular component: nucleus. Gene Ontology annotation, molecular function: DNA binding; protein binding. The record is from RefSeq and is a predicted model, not a curated record. The transcript is spliced from 5 exons. Gene Ontology annotation, biological process: response to hormone; regulation of DNA-templated transcription. Lineage: Eukaryota; Viridiplantae; Streptophyta; Magnoliopsida; Malpighiales; Euphorbiaceae. Bases 232 to 2355 code for a protein of 707 amino acids.
CGCCUCUUACUUAUGCAUAUAUAAAAGCAUAACAUCACAAAACCAUGGUUCAAGGCUUAGGCACUAUAGACAAUUUAUACAUUGUUCAAGGCCCUGUGGGGUUCAAUUUUGGAAAAAGAACUCAAAGGAUGAGUUCUCUUUUGCUCUGUUUCUCUGAUUCAGUUUGUGUUUUUCUUUCACUUCUCAACAGAACCCUUUUCACUAUCACCAAUUCUGCUGCUGCUACAACCCAUGAAAGAGUUGGAGAAAAGCUUGGAUCCACAGCUAUGGCAGGCUUGCUCAGGAAGCAUGGUGCAUAUCCCUCCUGUGAAUUGCAGAGUUUUCUACUUCCCUCAAGGCCAUGCUGAGCACUCCCUAUCUCCGGUCGAUUUCUCCUCCUCCCCUCGAAUCCCGGCGGUUAUACUAUGUCGCAUCUCCGCUGUCAAGUACCUCGCUGAUUUAGAAACGGAUGAAGUUUAUGCUAAGAUUAGCCUUGUCCCAUUGCCAAAUAGGGAGCUUGAUUUUGGAGAAGAAAUGGGUAUAUGUGAUAAUAGUAAUGUCAAAGGCACAGAGAAGCCUGCUUCUUUUGCCAAGACGCUAACCCAAUCUGAUGCUAAUAAUGGUGGCGGUUUCUCUGUGCCACGGUACUGUGCAGAGACUAUAUUUCCCCGGUUGGAUUACUCGGCAGAUCCUCCGGUGCAGACGGUUAUUGCCAAGGAUGUUCAUGGCCAGAUAUGGAAGUUUAGGCAUAUUUAUAGAGGGACGCCGAGAAGGCAUUUGUUGACUACUGGGUGGAGCACGUUUGUGAACCAGAAGAAAUUGGUUGCUGGGGAUUCAAUCGUGUUCCUGAAAGCUGAAAACGGCGAUCUCUUCGUAGGAAUUCGCCGCGCCAAGCGGGGAAAUGGGCCUGAGUCGUCGUCACCUCCCUCUGGAUGGGCCACAAAUGCGAGUUUUGUUAAACUAUAUGGUGGAUUUUCCCUUUUUCAGAAAGAAGAUGAGAAUAAGGGAACACGAAAUGGGGGACUCAAAGGGAGGGGAAAAGUGAGGCCUGGAGAGGUUAUGGAGGCGGCGGAGCUUGCAGCCAAUGGUCAGCCGUUUGAGGUUGUUUAUUAUCCAAGGGCAAGCACCCCUGAGUUCUGUGUUAAGGCCUCUUCGGUGAUGGCUGCAAUGAGGAUUCAGUGGCGCUCUGGGAUGAGGUUCAAGAUGGCCUUUGAGACAGAGGAUUCUUCACGGAUUAGCUGGUUCAUGGGAACUGUAACCUCUGUUCAGGUUUCUGAUCCCAUUCGAUGGCCAAAUUCUCCUUGGCGGCUUCUCCAGGUGACAUGGGAUGAGCCGGAUUUAUUGCAGAAUGUAAAACGUGUUAGCCCAUGGUUGAUUGAAUUGGUGUCGAACAUGCCAGUCAUCAACCUUUUACCUUUCUCACCACAGAGGAAGAAGUUGCGGCUUUCGCAACAAUUAGACUUUCCCCUUAACGGCCAAUUUCAAUGGCCAUCAUUUUCAGGCAAUCCUCUUGGGCCUAGCAGACCCUUUUGUUGUCUAUCUGAUAACACUCCUGUAGGCAUACAGGGAGCCAGGCAUGCUCAAUUUGGAAUAUCUUUAUCAGCUCUCCAGCUUAACAACAAACUACAGUCAGGGCAGUUUUUGUCCAGUUUCCAGCAGUUCAAUUCACAUUCGAGAAUUUCUGAAAGUUUCAUGAAAGGUCACACAAACAGCUAUGAGAAUUUAUCUUGCUCAUUGACGAUAGGUAACUCUAAUAAAAAUUCUGAGAAAUCUGAAUCUGAUAGUGUAAAGGGGCACCACUUUUUACUCUUUGGUCAACCAAUACUCACUGAGCAGCAGAUUUCUCAUAGUUAUUCCACUGAUGGAGUCUCCCAAGUUCUUAAUGGAAAAUUUUCAUCUGCUGAAAGUCCAGAAAAGCCAAAAAGUUGUGACGUUUUAAGAUAUGCUCCUGAGAAACAAACUUCACCAGAGAAGUCAACCAGUACCGGGUUGUCAUGGCAGAGUCUUCAUGCCACUGAAACUAGCUUGGAUGCUGGUCUGUGCAAGGUUUUCUUAGAAUCGGAGGAUGUAGGUCGGACACUUGACUUAUCUAUUCUUGGUUCCUAUGAAGAGUUGCAUAAUAGGUUGACCAAAAUGUUUGGGAUAGACAGAUCAUAUUCGUUCAGCUGUGUCCUCUACCAAGAUGCAACUGGUGCUGUUAAACAGAUGGGAGAUGAGCCUUUCAGUGUCUUUACAAAAACAGCAAAAAUGUUGACAAUUCAGAUGAAUCUAACUAGCAGUGACAAUAUUGGAAGGCCAUGGAUCACCGGGAUGCGAAACACUGAGAAUGGUCUAGAGUCUUCAAAUAAGACAGGUCCCUUGAGCAUUUUUGCAUAAUAUAAUGUGUGGGAUAUGAGAGUAAAUGCAAGUGCAUUUGCUGGAGGUUGAAGAGUUUUCAGUUGUUGUUGUUGUAUAGAUAGAAGAAACAAGAUAAAGAAUUCCCAUGAGUCUCAUCUCUAUAAAGCUGUUCUGUCAAGAACGUUUCUUAUUAGUGUCGAUGUUUAUUAACGUCACCAUUGUUGUGGUGAAGUUCUCUUUCCUGAAAUCUUGUUUAUUUCUACAGAAAUGGCUAGCAAGUGAAAGCAAGAAAAAAUCUUCUAGUA